AGUGAGGAGCCGAGCGGAACGGCCUCUGGUGACAUUUUCUCCGGGCGGCGCGGACGAGUGAAGGGACUUGGUGGUGGUGGAGACUGCGGAGGCGGCGAAAUCUGCUUUGGCCCUCGUAGAGCUCCGACUGCGCCCCUCCAAUCGCUGCCGGCGCUUCUGCAGAGGAAGAGAAGGCGACGGUGGCCGCCGCCUCUCAGGUCACUGCGGCUGGGAGAGUCGUGGCCAGGGGGUCGGGUCGGUUCGUGCCCCGACGGGGCGCGCAGAGGAGACGAGGAGGUGCGGAGCCGCAGCAGAGCACAGGUGGCUUUCCUGUUGCAUCUUUGAUAUAGUUUCCUAGACUCUGCUCCAUGAUUUAACUCAAUUCUGAAAUGAAGAUGGAGGAGGCAGUGGGAAAAGUCGAAGAACUCAUUGAGUCUGAAGUUCCACCAAAAACAUCUGAACAAGAGACAGCCAAGGACGAAGAUGGAUCUGUAGAACUAGAACCUCAAGUUCAGAAAGAUGGUGUUGCAGAUUCUACAGUUCUUUCUUCAAUGCCUUGUUUGUUGAUGGAACUGAGAAGGGACUCUUCUGAGUCUCAGUUAGCAUCCACAGAGAGUGACAAACCGACAACUGGCCAAGUUUAUGAGAGUGACUCCUCUAACCACUGCAUGCUUUCGCCUUCUUCUAGUGGACACCUGGCUGACUCAGAUACAUUGUCUUCUGCAGAAGAGAAUGAACCCUCCCAGGUAGAAACAACAGUAGAAGGAGACCCUUCUGGAGUGUCUGGUGCCAGUGUUGGGCGCAAGUCUAGACGGUCCCGAUCAGAAAGUGAAACAUCCACUAUGGCUGCCAAGAAAAACCGGCAAUCCAGUGAUAAGCAGAAUGGCCGAGUUGCCAAGGUUAAAGGUCACCGGAGCCAAAAGCACAAGGAAAGAAUCAGGCUACUGAGGCAGAAACGAGAGGCUGCUGCUCGGAAGAAAUACAACUUGCUUCAGGACAGUAGUACCAGUGACAGUGACCUGACUUGUGACUCAAGCACGAGCUCGUCAGAUGACGAUGAAGAGGUUUCAGGGAGCAGCAAGACAAUCACUGCAGAGAUACCAGGCCACUUGGAUCCAGGAUUCCUAGUGAAUGAUAAAACAUCUGCUGGCAAUGUACCACUUAAUGAAGAAAUUAAUAUCCCCUCUUCAGACAGUGAAGUGGAAAUUGUGGGGGUUCAGGAACAUGCAAGGUGUGUUCAUCCUCGAGGAGGUGUGAUUCAGAGUGUCUCUUCCUGGAAGCAUGGCUCAGGCCCGCAGUAUGUGAGCACCCGGCAAACACAGUCAUGGACUGCUGUGACUCCCCAGCAGACUUGGGCUUCACCUUCUGAGGUUGUUGACCUGACCCUGGAUGAGGAUAGCAGACGUAAAUACCUACUGUAAUAGGAUGUCACUGUGUGUCCUCUGCACUGUUCCCUCCCACUUCCUCCUCCUCCUCUUUGUGGCACAGAUGUUCAUUGUCAUAGCUUCAGCCUCAGAAGCUGUUUGUGGCAUUUGUAGAAUGAAACUCAUGGAAAUUUUUGACACCCCCUCCCCCCCCCUUUUUUUUUUCAAUUAACAGAAGUCACUUAGGAAAAUAACUUAUAAACAAAGAAAAGAAUUUCUUUCCUUCUUUCUUUCAAUCUGAAUAUGAAAAUGAUGAGUUUUUAUUAGACAAUUUUAUUUUACCUGGUGACUUUUAGUCUUAGGACUAACUGCCUUCCUUCUAGAAUAUUUAAUUACCAGAUAAAAUGGAUUUCAGUUUUUGGAUCUAGUAUUUAUUCUUCUUUGUAAUGAAAUUAAUGUCUAGACUUGACCACUAUCAGCCCACCCUAUUGGCACUCCCUCCCACCUUA
Chrysochloris asiatica (Cape golden mole) is the source of this 1852-nucleotide messenger RNA. It is a transcript of the gene ARK2N, whose product is annotated as chromosome unknown open reading frame, human C18orf25. The transcript has 4 exons. Bases 369 to 1400 code for a protein of 343 amino acids. The record is from RefSeq and is a predicted model, not a curated record. NCBI's taxonomy places the organism in Eukaryota, Metazoa, Chordata, Mammalia, Afrosoricida, Chrysochloridae. Gene Ontology annotation, molecular function: ubiquitin protein ligase activity. Gene Ontology annotation, biological process: ubiquitin-dependent protein catabolic process.